AACAAGGCCCAGAGAGGGGGCAAACGAGAGGAAAAAAAAAAGAAGGAAGAAACCCCCUCGCCUCACCUUCCUCGAUCUCGAGUCUCGACGACACCGGCCGACGCGGCGAUGGAAUACUCCGGCGGCGGCGGUGGCGGCGCGACGCUGUCGGAUAUGUACCAGAGCGCGCGGCGGCUGCUGCUCUCGGCGCGCGACGGCGUGGCCCGCGUCGAGCGCCUCUCCUCGGCGCCCACCUCGUCCUCCUACUCCUCGGCGCCUCUCGUCGGUGGAGGCGCCCCGGGGGACCCUGCGGUCGCCGAGGAGGUGCGGCGGGAGGUGGCACAGAUCCAGGGGCUCUGCGCGCAGAUGGAUCGGCUCUGGCGGUCCAUCCCCGGCAAGGGCCAGCGGGACCUCUGGAAGAGAAAAGUAGAGCAGCUGUCUGAAGAGGUUGAUUCACUGAAGGAGACCCUUGACAGGCAUACUUUGCGUCAACAAAAGCGGAUUCUGGAAGCAAAAGAAAGGGCAGAGCUGUUCGAGAGAGCUAAUGGUGAGUCCUCACAUGUCCUUCGAAUAUUUGAUGACGAAGCCCAGGCAAUGCAGUCAGCUCGCAGCUCCUCACGUAUGCUUGAAGAAGCUUACGAUACAGGUGUCGCUAUCCUUCACAAAUAUGCAGACCAAAGGGACCGACUUAAGAGUGCUCAAAGGAAAGCUUUGGAUGUCCUGAACACUGUUGGUCUAUCAAACUCUGUUUUGAAGCUUAUCGAGAGGCGGCACCGCGUGGACAAAUGGAUCGCAUAUGCUGGCAUGAUCAUAACCAUAGUUGUGAUGAUUGCUUUUUGGCGGUUGACGCAUUAGUGCUGCACUCUUUUAUCUUUGGAGAUAUGGUAUGUGCAUAUCAGGGAAAUAUGCCAGAUACACAGAUGGUGAGAGUUUUAGCUUGCUCUUGUUGGUCCUAUGUAUGCACCAUUUUGGCCUGUUGAUGGCCUCACAAGUGUAAAAGCAGAUCCUUCACAGCAUCGUUACCGGUCAACGCAAGCAUCGGAUGUGGCUUAAGUAUUCAAAUUCCUUCCUUGUAUGCACACCACUGUGUAGCCAUUGCUAAGACUUUCAUGUAAGUGCCCGUGUUUGUGGCUAACGCAAAAGUACAGUGCCACUGUCUAUUUCUGUACAAAACAUUAUUGUAUUCAUAGCAUACGAGGUGGAACGAGGAUUCAUUCGUAGAGGUCAA
This is a messenger RNA of Panicum virgatum (switchgrass), 1207 nucleotides long. RefSeq names its product membrin-11-like. The record is from RefSeq and is a predicted model, not a curated record. Gene Ontology annotation, molecular function: SNARE binding; SNAP receptor activity. The transcript has 4 exons. NCBI's taxonomy places the organism in Eukaryota, Viridiplantae, Streptophyta, Magnoliopsida, Poales, Poaceae. Bases 109 to 834 code for a protein of 241 amino acids. Gene Ontology annotation, cellular component: SNARE complex; late endosome membrane; Golgi apparatus. Gene Ontology annotation, biological process: vesicle-mediated transport; vesicle fusion.